AUGUGUCAUCAAAUUGCAUAUUCCAUAGGAAUUCCCAGUGAGCAGUGGGAACAUAAGGAACAUAAGGAACAUAAGGAACAUAAGGAACAUAAGGAACAUAAGGAAUAUAAGGAACAUAAGGAACAUAAGGAACAUAAGGAACAUAAGGAACAUAAGGAACAUAAGGAACAUAAGGAACAUAAGGAACAUAAGGAACAUAAGGAACAUAAGGAACAUAAGGAACAUAAGGAACAUAAGGAACAUAAGGAACAUAAGGAACAUAAGGAACAUAAGGAACAUAAGGAACAUAAGGAACAUAAGGAACAUAAGGAACAUAAGGAACAUAAGGAACAUAAGGAACAUAAGGAACAUAAGGAACAUAAGGAACAUAAGGAACAUAAGGAACAUAAGGAACAUAAGGAACAUAAGGAACAUAAGGAACAUAAGGAACAUAAGGAACAUAAGGAACAUAAGGAACAUAAGGAACAUAAGGAACAUAAGGAACAUAAGGAACAUAAGGAACAUAAGGAACAUAAGGAACUUUUGGAUAAUAAAAAGAGGGAAAGAAUGUGA
Molecule: messenger RNA, 552 nt
Organism: Oppia nitens
Lineage: Eukaryota; Metazoa; Arthropoda; Arachnida; Sarcoptiformes; Oppiidae
Exons: 2
Coding region: 1-552 (183 amino acids)
Source: RefSeq, a predicted model, not a curated record